This is a messenger RNA of Oryzias latipes (Japanese medaka), 6744 nucleotides long. It is a transcript of the gene mark4a, whose product is annotated as MAP/microtubule affinity-regulating kinase 4a. The record is from RefSeq and is a predicted model, not a curated record. Gene Ontology annotation, biological process: intracellular signal transduction; protein phosphorylation; microtubule cytoskeleton organization. Gene Ontology annotation, molecular function: tau-protein kinase activity; ATP binding. NCBI's taxonomy places the organism in Eukaryota, Metazoa, Chordata, Actinopteri, Beloniformes, Adrianichthyidae. Gene Ontology annotation, cellular component: cytoplasm.
UCGGAAUUCUUCGGAAGCAUUCGGAACCCCUCGGCCGCCUCCCCGCUCCACCGUCAGCCGUGUUUUCCUCCGAGCUGCUGCAAAGCGGAACUGGCGGCGCUGGCGUGGCGGGGAUCGGUUGAAAGAUUAUCCCGGUGUGUGUUAUGACGACGCGCGGGGACACGCACCCGCACGGAGCCGUGGUCGUUGCGCGCGGCGGGAUGUAUUGGGGGGAGAGCCGCCACAGAGACGCUGGGCUCCGGCCAAACCUUGCUGCAUUUUAGCCGCUCUGUUGUCCAUCGAUGCUCGGGCUCUGACUGCAGUGGCUGCAUCGCUGAUCGGCUGAACAUCCGCGCGCGCGGUGCAGAAUGCAGCACGCGUGAGGACACCCCCCCUCCUGCUCAUCCAUCGCUGCCAUGACAGGCAGAGGUCUCCUCUCGAGCACGGCGCGCUCGCUCGGACAGCAGGCGGAGUGAUUUGGGACGCUGCUCGCAUCUGCGGAUGUUAUUCCGUCUGUGGGGCCUGUAAACAGCAUCCGCGCGUGCGUGCGCGUGCACCGUGACACUCUCAGGGAACAGCAGAGAAACAACAUGUCUUCUCGGUCAGCUUUGCCGUCUGGAAACGACAGGAGCGCCGGGGACCACCACUUAUCACUGGGGGCCAGUCGCUCGGACAAGACUACCAGUCAGUCCAGCCGCUCUCUGGGGGCCCGAUGCAGGAACUCCAUCGCCUCCUGUUCCGAUGAGCAGCCGCACAUUGGGAACUACCGUCUGCUCAAGACCAUCGGCAAAGGAAACUUUGCCAAGGUCAAGCUGGCCCGCCACAUCCUGACAGGCAGAGAGGUGGCGAUAAAAAUCAUCGACAAGACUCAGCUGAACCCCACCAGCCUGCAGAAGCUUUUUCGGGAAGUGCGGAUAAUGAAAGGCUUGAAUCACCCAAACAUAGUGAAGCUGUUUGAGGUGAUUGAGACGGAUAAGACCCUUUACUUAGUCAUGGAGUACGCCAGUGGAGGUGAAGUGUUUGACUACCUCGUGUCACAUGGGAGGAUGAAGGAGGUGGAGGCCCGAGCCAAGUUUCGGCAGAUCGUCUCAGCUGUGCACUACUGCCACAUGAAGAACAUCGUCCACAGAGACCUGAAGGCGGAGAACCUGCUGCUGGACGCUGACGCCAACAUCAAGAUUGCUGAUUUUGGCUUCAGCAACGAGUUCACGCUGGGAAACAAGCUGGACACGUUCUGUGGGUCUCCCCCCUACGCAGCGCCGGAGCUUUUCCAGGGAAAGAAGUAUGACGGGCCGGAGGUGGAUGUGUGGAGUCUGGGGGUCAUCCUCUACACGCUGGUCAGCGGAUCCCUCCCCUUUGAUGGGCAGAACCUGAAGGAGCUGAGGGAGCGUGUGCUGAGGGGGAAGUACCGCGUCCCCUUCUACAUGUCCACCGACUGUGAGGGCAUCCUUCGACGGUUCCUUGUGCUGAAUCCUGCAAAGCGCUGCACACUGGAUCAAGUCAUGAAGGAUAAGUGGAUCAAUACAGGGUAUGAAGGGGAUGACCUGAAGCCCCACAUAGAACCAGUGGAGGACUACAGCGAUCCAGCUCGCAUAGAGGUGAUGGUUGGAAUGGGCUUCACUCCAGAGGAGAUCAAGGACUCCCUGCUCAAUCAGAAAUACAACGAGGUCACCGCCACCUACUUACUGCUGGGCCGAAAAGGAGAUGAGAGCAGUGACGCUCGCACAGCCAGCACCCUGUCCCUGGCGAGGGUGCGACCCAGCCCUGUCACCAACGGCACCAACAAACACUCCUCAGCCAGCGGCUCUUCCUCCUCCACCUCCUCCUCGCACAGCAAGAGCCAGCGCAGCGCCUCCACCUACCACAGGCAGCGGCGACACAGCGACUUCUUCCUCCACAACAAAGGCGGGCCCUCCAUGCCCGUCAUGCACCCCAAGAGGAGCCCGACCAGCACGGGCGACCGAGAGCUGAGGGAGGGGCGCAUGCCCUCCCGUAAGGCCAGCUGCAGCGUGAUGGGGAGCCACAGCCUUCCUCCAUCCAGCCCCAUGGUCAGCAGUGCCAACAACCCCAACAAGUCGGAGAUUCCAGAGCGCCGCAAAGACAUGACGGCCACCACGAAUAACAUCCCAGGAAGCACCAUGACGCGCCGGAACACGUACGUGUGCACGGACCGCUCGGGCGCCGACAGGCACUCUCUGCUGCAGAAUGGCAAAGACAACAGCUCCCUGGGCCACCGCCUGCCUGCUGCGUCUCCCUCCACCCUCAGCAUGGCUGGAGCCGGAGCUGCUUCCUCCUCCUCGUCUUCGGACCGAUGCCGCCUGACGCGAGGCUCCACAAUCCGCAGCACCUUUCACGGGGGCCAGUUAAGGGACCGUGGCCCUCCAGUUUACUCCGCUCCACCCACAUCACCCACCCUGUCCCACCAUGAAACCAGCCCUCUGCCCCACGCACGCACCAGGGCAACCUCCAACCUCUUCACUAAACUGACCUCCAAACUCACUCGCAGGGUCACAAAUGAAUCUGAGGGAAUCAGGAGAUUUGCGCUCACAAGUUGCCAUUUACCUGGGUAUCAAAAAGCGUCCGAGCCCCGGGCCGUCGGACGUGGCUGGAAUCUGAGAGGCGGCGGGCGGCGGGACCCUGCGGAGGUGGUGCUGGCUCUGCAGGAGGCAGCGCUCGGGUGUGGCUGUCAGGUCCACCACUCUGGCCCAUUUCUGCUCUCCUGCACCCACGGCGUGGCGGGGGGCCGCGUGGCGUUUGAGGCCGAAGUGUGCCAUCUUUCCACGAGCGCCUCAGAGACUUCUAACGGCGUGCGCUACACUCGACUGUGGGGGGCGCCGCUAGCUUUUCGGAACAUUGCCACCCAAAUCUCUAAGGAUCUUGAACUCUGAGCCAGAGUGUGUGUUUGUGUGUGGGUGAGGGAGUGUGUGUUUUUGUGUGGAGGUGUGUUUUCGUAUGGGAGUGUGUUUUAGUGUGAGUGUUUAUGGAAUCAAAGAAAACAAAAGAGAUGAGGAAAGGGGCUGGACCCGAGACAAAAAACUCUCCUGUCUCUUUCGGACCCCCCCCCCUUCACACACAAAAAUACACACCUGACCCUUACAAACACAGACUGAACUUCCCCCUUCAUGACCCCCCACCCCAGCCAGGAAGUGGAUCUGAUGAAACCUAGUUGAAUAUUUUUAUUGCAGCCAUAUUGACUCUUGAUUUUGUUAUUCUCUGACACCCCCCCCCCCCGACCAUCCCAAAAGAAAGACAUCUUUGUUAGUCCCCCGCCCCCCCGAUCCCGCCUGCUUAUGUGCUAUUCACCCCUCUUUUUCACCUUCUGUCAUCUCUUGGAGACAAACACGAAGAUCGGGGGGCUGCGUGGGGGGCUGCAUUGCUGUGAGCGCUGAGCGCUCAAACUGUACGGGAUUAAGGUCAGAGGGAGGGGGCGGGGUUUAGAAACAGCCAGUCAGAGAAGAGAACCGCUGAGGCUAGAUUCUGACUCAUAUCAGACGUCUUUCCGUUUCUGAAUGAACGGUCUGGUACUUUCAGCCCCAGUCGUCCACACUGUCAGUUCAGACCCCCCCUCCAAUGUGUUUUUGUUUGUUUACAUCAUAGUGGGUUUUACAAAUCAAUAUCCAUCCAUCAUCUAGACCGGCUUCAUCUUCUCUUGCAGCUUUGGUCCAAAGUGACUAAAGGAAAAAAUCUAAAACGUCCCGUUCUGGGCGAGGUGCAGCGAAAGCAUCAUCAGGAGGAAACAGACGAGAACAGCUGCCAAAUAUUUGACAUUUUAUCAUUUGUUGAUAGAGGAUCUUCAGCGGCGUGCUGCUGUUGUUCAGAGGGGAGGGGCCUCAGGUCUGGACGGAGGGUGCUGUUGAGAUGACCUCUGCAUAGGCGAGAUUUGAACUGGGGAGUCGCACGGCCUUGGGGCUCGUUAAGAACAGCGUUUUGGAUCAUGUGUAGAGUCUCGGUGCUGCUGACACAAACAUCUGAGUGAGGAGUGGGUUUGCAGAAACACAAAGGUGCGGUCGUCCUGUAGAGGGAAGGUCUGCGUGGAGGGAGGCCGAGCAGAUGCUCUGCCUGUCAAUCAUGAGCUGAUAAGAAAAGCCGCUCUGAUGCGAUAAGGACCAGGGGGUCACCAGAGUUGACCCCGGCUGCAGGUUGGCAGGAACACCUGGACGGUGUGUUAGUUCAACAACAUGCACGCACACAAGGGGAGAACAUGAAAACUCGACACUCGGAAAACUCAAAUGGUAUUUUUAUCAGGACGGAGGCUGCUGAGCUAAUCUCCAACCCCUCCAUGCAGAAAUGCAUCAGCAUGUCAGUCAAAAGCUCCAGAAAAGAGCAUCGUUGAUCCGGUUUGGUUCGUCUCAGAUCACUGUAGCUGCAGCACAGAUUUCUUUGGUUCUGACCAGAGGAUCUACAGGGAAGCCCCUCCCCCUGCACAUAAUCAAGUCUGAUACCACUGAUGUGUUUGUGGAAAUGAUAUGAAGAUGUCAGGUUUUUCCUGUUGGUAGCUGGAUGAGCAGCAGAUCCUUUUUACACAAACCCCAGAGCUUGAUGGAGAAGCUGCACAUGCAGCUCUCUGAUUGGCCGGAUUCUGUCAUCAGUGACAUCAUUUCCUAAACUCCCAUUCUUUUUCAGCUCUAUGCUUUUGUUUGUGUGUCUUGCCACAGAAUCGGACCCACAUAGAGGCGACUUCUCCAGAGCUGGCACAUCUUUUUUCGGGGGGGUUAGCAGUGCAAUAAUAUGGCACGUUUUCAAAGCAAUGCACCUCUUGUUCUGACUCAGUGUCACAUGAUCUGAGCUCCCUCGUCCUCUCAGACUAUGGAGUGUAACAAGCCGACGCCCCUUCAGAUCACCCAUCCCCCCCCCCCCCCCCCCUCCUCCAGGUAACGUACACUGUUUUUGCAGCACAGCAUAGGAGCUGCGCUGCCCGUUAACGAUGACUGAGGGCCGGGGGCCAGUUCCAUGUUCCUAAAGGUGCAAUGAAGGCAGUGUUUUGGUUCUUCUUGUCAGUCCAGUUGCCUUUAAAGUGAACAGCUCCCAGCGCCUUCAUAGGAUACAUAUUUAAUGUAAAAAAAAAAGAAAAAAGGUCAUAAAAAACGAGAAGGUUUUCUUAUUACCCCUCCCUGUUUUUAGUGGAAACUGUACUGUGAUAUUUGCAUAGGCUUCAGAGGUCAUAUUGUUUGGCUGCUGAUUUACUGUUAAUACUAUCUCUCAGUUGUGGCUUUACUCAUGGUGACCCUGAUCACCCCGCCCUGACCACUUUCCAUACGGAAGUGUAACUUCUAACAUCUCACCCCUCACCACCCCCACCUUUAUCUCUCUCACCACAAUGUUUCCCUCAGGAAACGCUCAGCCAUCAUCCACUCUCACGCCGGGUGGCGUCCUCUCAGUCCAGCGGGGGAGGCCGGCCCGCUCAGGCUGAGAAGCAGUCACCAAAAAGGACGGCGGGAGUCUGUCUCCUGUUCAGUUCUCGUUGUGGUGUAUAUUAGCAUUCGGUAAUAUAGACCUCAAUGCACUUUGCUUUGACUUGAAUCAGCUCCUUCCAGUGAACCUGUCUAGGUUAUGCCUAGAACUAGCCACUGGGGGGCGCCAAUGUCUUAAAUGUGAAACACUUCAAUUUGUGGAUAUUUGCACAGGUACUUCAUUUAUUUUUUAGAAUAAUAUCGUUAAAAAAAUUGGAUUUAUAUCAGCCAUUUGGGGCUGCAUAUAAAAUAUAUGAAAAUAGUAUAUAUCUUAGAGCUCAAGGUUUAUUUAUAGAUAGAGCAAGGGAAGUUAUAUUAGAGUAAAGCAGUCUCUUGUCAGUGACAAUGGGAAAUAAAAUAAACCUGCAAUCCUGCAUGACUUCAGAGUUUGGCUUUUAGGGGGUAAAGUAAAACACAAAGGACACCUGCCACUUGUUGACCUGAAUCUUUGGCUCUCGAUUUCCCCCCGUUCUCAAAAGUAAACUAAAGGAUUCAGGUGAAAUGAGGAGAUUUUAGCUGACGGUGUCACGUCAAUCAAACUUUAAUUGAUAGAUCCUGAUCCGUCUGGAAGGCCCUGGGUUACAGUCAAGCCAUAGAAAAGUUAUUUUUUGUUCUUCUUGCCUAAACAAAAUGUUCUUCAGAAAACAAAUUUUUCCUGUAAGUGGAACUCUCUCCCCGUUUUUAGCAUUGUCCUGAGGGGGAGCUGCUGAGAGGAGGUCCUGAGGAGAGCUCCUUCUGGCCUGAGGGCUCCGUGAGUGCUCGUCUGCGCGCUCAGGCUGUAGGAAAAUGCUCUGGUUUGACAGUAUUAACAGCCCGGGGUCUCAGUGUUUAACACAAAUGUUUAUUUCCCAAAUGAGUUGAUGUUUUAUGCAACAGAGAUUGAAGAAAAUAUCUUGUGAUUUUACUCUGUUCUGCUGAUAAACUCGUUCCUUCAGAAGUUAACUGUAAAGUGAGACUGAGUGGUUAUGGCAUAUGAGGAGAAUGUGGAGCUAAAGAUGAAUAAAAUUCACAGAUGUUGGCAUUUUUCCUUCACUUGACGUUGUUUUAGGGGUUGCCCCCUUUUUGUAGUGUUCUUGAUUUCUGUUUAUCAGGUGGGAACAAAACAAGAAAGACAGGGAUGACCCAGACGUGUUCAGGGGACGCUGUUUUAUUGAACAGUAUGAACCUAUUCAACAGUUGUUACUUCUUAUAACAAAAAGUUGGUGAUGCCAUGUCCGCUAGGCAAGCCCCGCUCAGUGAGGCUGCCCCCUGGAUGUUACUGACCAACGCAGGGGAACGUGAAAAAACGACAAGGAAGGAGAAAAGAAAAAACAAA